UGGAAAUAUCUUGCGAGAUAAAAAUACUUCUUAUAUUUCAGAUUUUGGAUUUACAGGACCAGCAGAUAAGCAAAAAUCAGAUGAUCGAAUAUAUGGAGUAUUACCAUAUAUUGCUCCAGAAAUCUUGAAUAGAGAACCAUACACUUUUGCUUCUGAUAUCUACAGUUUUGGCGUAAUUAUGGCUGAAUCUUCAUCUGGAAAUCCUCCCUUUUAUGAUAGGAAUCAUGAUUAUAAAUUAUCUUUAGAUGUUUGUAAUGGACUUCGUCCAGAAUUUGGAAAAGGAACUCCUGAAUUGUAUAAGAAAUUAGCUUAUAGGUGUAUGAAUGCAAAUCCAAAUCAAAGACCAACGAGCUGUGAAUUAGAUGAUACAUUGAAUUUUUGGAAUAAAUCUAUUAAUUGGGUGCAAGAAAUCGAAAUUGUAAGGUGA
Funneliformis geosporum is the source of this 427-nucleotide messenger RNA. Lineage: Eukaryota; Fungi; Glomeromycota; Glomeromycetes; Glomerales; Glomeraceae. The record is from the annotation of a GenBank genome assembly.